AUGGCUAAACGAGUAGCUAUUAUAGGUGCAGGACCUAGUGGUCUUGCCACAGGAAGAGUGCUAUUAGCCAAUACCGAUUUUGACAUUGUUAUCUACGACUCCAAUCCGCAAGUUGGCGGAGUGUGGUAUUAUCCAGAUAACGAGCAACCUAGGGAAAACACGGCAAUGUAUGAUGCUUUGGAAACCAAUUUGAGCAAGCAAAUAAUGACCUUCAGUGGAUUUCCGUUCCCUGACGACGUACCAACAUUCCCGAACAGAAAGCAUGUUUGGGAAUACCUAGUCCGCUUCUACGAGACGUUCAUCAAGGGCCAAGAACGAAUUCUUACUCAAUUGAACUGUAAAGUCAAGUGCGUGGAAAAAAUAGGAGACUUGUGGCGUGUUACCCACAACGAUGGGAAAGCUGUCGAGUUGUUCGAUUACGUAGUGGUCGCUAAUGGCCAUUUCGAAGCGACUCACGUGCCAGAAGACAUUCCGGGCGGCGACGAAUGGCGCAAUGCACAACCAGGGUCGCUUCUUCACUCCAAAGAUUUUCAUUCCAGCGAGAGGUUUCGUGAUCUGAGGGUAGUUGUGGUUGGUAACGGUAGUUCUGGAUCGGAUAUCGCCAACCAGAUCAGCUCUGUGGCCCAAUGCGUAUACCACAGCGUCAAAGAAGUUAAUAAAACCAACUGGGACGAAAACCCGGUUGUGACAGCGGUUCCAAAGAUUUCAAAGCUCAGCGUACACGACAAUCAAACCGUGACGCUUGAAAAUGGCGAGCAACUGAGAAAUAUCGACCGCAUCAUAUGGGCCACCGGCUACAUGUACUAUCUACCCUUUUUGGGUAGCUACCAAGAACAAAUUCUGGGUACCGACAAAACUUCCAAUGAUCCAGUUUCCCGACUCCACGGUCUGUGGGAGCAGUUGGUUUUCGUGCAAGACCCUACAUUGGCUUUUCUGCUUCUUUGCAAGAACGUGGUGCCUUUUCCCUUAGCCGAGUCGCAAGCAUGCACUGUAGCCAAAGUGUUUUCCGGGGCAAUUGAGGUGCCGUCCAUCGAUUUUUCUGCACGGGCUGUGCAAGAACCAAAGGACUACCACUCGCUUGUUACACCGAGAGACAUAGAAUAUUGUCGCGAGCUACAGGCAAUUUUGGAUUCCUGUGGCGGGCAAGACGACGAAGCUCGACCCAGACUAUGGGACGAUCAGCUGGCUGCAUUACGAUAUCGGACAGGUCUCGCAAAAAAAGAACGCACAAAAAUACUGAUCCACAGAGCAUUGGAAUUAAGAGACAAGGGCGAAGCUUAUUACUUGGAGUGA
Lachancea lanzarotensis is the source of this 1293-nucleotide messenger RNA. RefSeq names its product LALA0S07e04390g1_1 (gene FMO1). The record is from RefSeq and is a predicted model, not a curated record. Bases 1 to 1293 code for a protein of 430 amino acids. The transcript has a single exon. Lineage: Eukaryota; Fungi; Ascomycota; Saccharomycetes; Saccharomycetales; Saccharomycetaceae. Gene Ontology annotation, molecular function: NADP binding; flavin adenine dinucleotide binding; N,N-dimethylaniline monooxygenase activity.